Molecule: messenger RNA, 1164 nt
Organism: Mytilus trossulus (common blue mussel)
Lineage: Eukaryota; Metazoa; Mollusca; Bivalvia; Mytilida; Mytilidae
Product: superkiller complex protein 8-like
Exons: 11
Coding region: 115-1038 (307 amino acids)
Cellular component (GO): Cdc73/Paf1 complex
Molecular function (GO): protein binding
Source: RefSeq, a predicted model, not a curated record
AAUAUUUUGUUAGAGACUAUAAAUUUUUAUCUUAGACAGGUACGCGUUUUAUCAAAGAGAAAAACCGAAGAGAAAAUAAAACAUUCUAUUGACUACACAGCCACCGGCAACGGGAUGGCGAAUCAGUUGUAUUCCCUGAUAUUCAAACAGGAACAGGCACAUGAAGACAGUAUUUGGAGUUGUGCUUGGAAGAAGAACGAAACAGAUGGAUCCGAGAACAUUAUAACUGGGGGAAUAGAUGAUCUGGUCAAAAUAUGGAGAUGGACAGACGGAAGAUUAGAUCUACGACAUGCCUUAGAAGGACAUCAGCUUGGUGUGGUUUCUGUAGACAUUAACAAAAACGGAACAUUGGCUGCUUCUAGUAGUUUAGACAGCCAUGUAAGAGUAUGGGAUAUCAUCACAGGCAAAUGUAUUAAAAGUAUUGAUGCAGGUCCAGUGGAUGCCUGGACGCUAGCAUUUUCCCCAGACUCCAAAUUUUUAGCAACAGGUAGUCACAGUGGUAAAAUAAACAUAUUUGGUGUGGACUCGGGGAGAAAAGAAAUGACCAUGGACACAAGAGGGAAAUUUACACUAAGUAUUGCUUAUAGUCCCAAUGGCCAGUAUAUUGCAUGUGGUUCUAUAGACGGGAUUGUUAAUGUUUUUGAUGUAAAUAAAGGUGUACCUAUCAACACAUUGGAAGGUCAUGCCAAGCCAAUCAGAUCUCUAUGUUUUUCACCAGACUCCCAGCUACUUCUGACAGGGUCAGAUGAUAAUACCAUUAAAGUUUAUGAAAUACAACAUGCCAUCAUGGCUGGUGCCUUGUCAGGACAUGGUUCAUGGGUACUCAGUGUAGACUUCUGUAAAGACGACACACAUUUUGUUUCAAGUUCAUCAGAUAAAACCGUAAAGAUCUGGGAUGCUGGAUCAAGGCAGUGUGUACAUACAUUCUAUGACCAUGCAGAUCAGGUAUGGUCAGCUAAAUACAGUGACGAUGGAUCAAAGAUUGUGUCAGUGUCAGAUGAUAAGUCAAUACAGGUUUAUGAAGGACCACCUGUGUAAUAUGGACACUUAUAUCAUUAUUAUUCAUCAUUAUAUCAUGCAAGUUUGGUUGGGAACAAUUAUAAAAAAUUGGUCACAGUAUAUCUUAUUGAAUGAUACUGUGUUCCUUCAUCUGCUUCUUUUUUU